UUUAGCCUACUGGAAGUUAUUUGACUGACAGCUGGAAACCAAACAUUCGUGUCUGAAUCCCGCUCGCUCCUCCCUAAUGGGGCCCUCGGCGGCCAAUAGCGUGGCUCUGUUGCAGAUAGACCCUAGUGUGUCUCCCUCCGGCUCCAGUCCCCGCAGAGUAAAAGUCACGUUGGAAGGAAAAGGGGAGAGAGAUAUCUACUUACAGCUGCUGUCAGAUAUCCGAUCGCAUUCGCAUGGCGAGGAGGUAACCUGAUCGAGCUGGGAGGAGUGACUUUACCAGGGAAGGCUUGAACAAAAAAAAUGUCUUCUUCUUCUGCCGGAGAAGUCACAACAGCAAAUGACAUCAAGAGGGAAAAUGUGAAGGAGGUGCGGGAGUGCAUCAAGCUUGUGGCGCUGGACGCGGUGGAGUUGUCCAUGGAGCGCACGACUCCCAACACUGACGCGGUGCGCACGGAGCUGUUGGUGAGCGCCGCUUCCUCUCUGGCUUUCUCCCCGGAGCAAGUGGCGUGUGUCUGUGAGGCACUGCAGCAGGGAGGCAAUGUGGACCGGCUGGCCAGGUUCCUGUGGUCCCUGCCACAGAGUGACCUGCUUCGCGGCAACGAAAGCAUCCUGAAAGCACAAGCCCUGGUUGCUUUCCACCAAGCUCGGUAUCAGGAGCUGUACAGUAUUUUGGAGAACCACAGUUUCAGUCCGUCCAACCACACCUUCCUGCAAGAUCUGUGGUACAAGGCCCGGUACACCGAGGCGGAGAAGGCGCGGGGGAGACCUCUGGGUGCCGUGGACAAGUACCGGAUCAGGAGAAAGUACCCUCUCCCCAGGACUAUCUGGGACGGCGAGGAGACUGUUUAUUGUUUCAAGGAAAGGUCGCGAAACGCGCUGAAGGAUCUGUAUAAUCAGAAUAGGUACCCGUCUCCGGCCGAGAAAAGAAAUCUCGCCAAGAUAACAGGACUCUCCUUGACCCAGGUCAGCAACUGGUUCAAAAACAGGAGACAGAGAGACAGAAACCCGUCGGAAGCACAAUCCAAAAGUGAAUCUGAUGGAAACCACAGCACAGAGGAUGAGUCCAGCAAAGGCCAGGAGGAGCUGUCUCCUCGCCCUCUCUCCAAUUCUUCAGAUGGAGUGAUAAGCCACGGGGCUCUUCCUAUUCAAACGGGACCUCUGGACAGUGGGGUGGUCAUCCAACAGAUUGGGGACAUCAAGAUGCCCCCUUGCUCCAGCAGUGGUGGCCUUUACAACGGUAGCCUGGUGACCAGCAACACGCCCUCCACCGUCUUUCACAACGGUGGCUCGUCUUACCUCCACUCACCUGGAAACAUCCUCUUCAACGGGCUCAAUUUGGGCAUCCAGCCCUUGGCUUUCAACCCGCUGAGGUCGUCGGGAGGGGUGCUGCUGGGGGGCUCUGGGGUGGACAUGCAGAUGCAGACAGAGCAGGAGAAAGGACUGGGCAAUGCCGAGGAGUCCACCAUGCAGUACGCCUCCUACCCUGGCUGCGUGAACGGAGCGGAGGUGAAGCUGGAGGGGGUUCACACCAUCGCCGCCCAGAACGGAGGCUCGUCUGUGCUGACGUUCAGCUCCCCGUCAGGUGCUCUGCAGCUGGGUGGCUAUAGUUUGGUCCAAGUACCAAGUGGAGUCUCUGACACCGAUGGCAGCUCAUUACUCAACAACGAUGUAGGUCUUCCUCCCCUGCAGCUCUCCUCUGCCUCUUCUUCCUCAACAAUUACACAACAAGGUACCAUGCCUUUAAAUAAUGUAGCAGUGAGCUCUUCCAGUGACGACUCAUUCCAGCAGCAGGACAAGCUGACCAUGACAUCGCUGCAUCACAGUACGGUCCUGUACAGCAUGAGCAGUGCUGGCCAACCGUCCAUCAAAAAGGAGCCUCUGGAGGGAGGCGUUUACUCCUCGUACCACCACGGCCUCCACCUGGACCCCAGCGGUCAGAUCAGCUACACCACCCCCAGUUCAGAGGAGAUUUCCUCCAGCCAAGGUUCAACCUCGACCACUGAGGUCACCGCUGUCAGCUCGUCCAGCCACGAGCCCGAGGUCUACACCACGCUCACCGUCAGCACGCCCCUGAUGGCCCAGACGGACCCCAGCAACCACCACCUACAGCCCACAGAGUACCUCGGCGGCCACGAGGUCCGGGGGGGCGCGCCCCCACACCUGAUGGGCCCCGGCAUGAACAGCAACUACAUGAACCUUUCAGAAAGCAAGGUGGACGGCUCGGGUUCGGGAGGCAUGAAUGAAAUGGUGCGGGCGAUGUGUGGGGAGAUGGAGGCCGCGGAGGGGAAGGAGCUAGCCAAACUACAGACAGUGCAGAUGGACGAGGACAUGGCUGACCUUUAACCUCAAACCUCUCCCCUCACAGAAGCACUCAUGUCCGCCCAAGCAGAGAUGUGGUGAAUCUUUAUACUUUUGUGUGUGUGCGUGUGCGUGCGUGUGUUUUCUUUUUUUAAACCAUUCAUUUCCUUUAAAUGUUAAAUUAUUUUUUGUUCAUUUGACUUUUACAAUGCACUCUAGUCAGAGGAGAAGCCUUGUGGGUGGGCUUUAUCAGUUUAUCACAAAAAAAAAUAAAAGAAGCCUGUGACACGUUUUAAAAACCCCCGUUCACGAGACGAAACAUUACGACUGUUAUGUGCUAACAGAAGAAGUCGCUGUACGUAUUUGAGCCAUGUUUAAAUGUGCAUUUUUAUAGACAACACCUGCUACUUCCUGUUGAGUGGAUUUGAUGUGCAGGAGCAGGUGCUGGAAUUCCACGGGUCAUGUGACCGGGAUGUUCCUCCAAACUAAAUGCGUCAUCUGGGUCAAACCAAAAAGGUCAUUCUGGAAGUGGAGGGAGGGAGAGAGAGGGGGGAGAGAGUGCCUCUGUGAACAUGGUCAGUCAAACAGCAACAGCCUCACUGAAGGACUGGAGCACGUACAGAGAAUAGGUCAAUAAACACACGAAGCUGCUGAUUUAGGAAUAAGUGUCCUUCAGUAAGCACUUUAAAUUCUCCAAAUGCCUCUCAAAUCACUGCGAACCCCUGCUUCCGUGCUUUAAACCACACCAAAUGACUAAGGAGUUCCGAACAUGGGAGGGGAGUUUAAGACGAAUGUGCCUUUCUGUUAUGUAAAACACACCGCGGCGUUGCUCCGUUUUGGCGUUUGCACUACCAUAAUCAAACGGGCUUUGUGUCGGAGGGCAUGCCACAUGUGACACACCUCAACAAAUGCACACUAUCUCAGCAAUGACUCCUAUUUCAAGCCUCACCAUCAGCCAGUGAGACGAAGAUAUGAAUGAUGAUCCAAAGGUCGCGCUGCCGGUAAACAUCUUGUCCAUCAUGUGUUGUUUAUAAUGCUGCAACUCACAGUAUGUUAACUAGAUGUGACGACGCUGUACUAUAUCACGUUUCAUUUUGAUGUGUCUCUCCAAAUGUCAGUGUGUAUGCUUGUGCAAGAAAAGGAACAAAAGUACAGACGUUACAUAUCUUCUUUUUUUUUUUAUAGUCCCACCUAUUAAAAAAAAAAAAAAAGAAAGAUUGUAAUCACAGUGUUUUGGACACUAGUGCCUUUUUUACUUUUUUUGUUUUGUGAAUAACACUAAAAGUAAGCCCAGCUGUAGCUCUUGCGUCGGCGCACACAGGCAGUAAAAUAUAGCAGCUUCGGAGAUUUACCACCGCCGCCAUCGCUGGCACAUUUGUUGGGUGUCAGUUGAGUGUGAGCGUGGAGCCCAUUUGUCAAGUGCGCUUUUCACAACAGGAGCCUCAAGUUCUUGCUGUCACACAUGACCAUAAUAGCACAUUUCAACCUUACAGCCAACGCACACCGUACACAUUUAUCAGUGAAUCUCAUGUCGUCAUGCUAGUGGACUUGUAACACUUUUCCUUGUCAGGAUUUUACGGCACCGAGCUGAGUGGACAUUUCAGUGAAAUCAUCCUCAGUGCUUUAAUGUCAUUCACCAAAAACAUAAAGUUGUGGGCAAAUAGUAAAAAAGCGAUGGUCUUUUUUUUUUGUUUGUUUUGUUUUUUAAAAUCUUAGUUUGAAUUAUAUGUUUGUUAUCUGAAAUUAUGUGAAUGUAUUUUUCUAAAUCUCCAUACUGCAAUAAAAGUUUAUAUUUAUAAAAACAUA
This is a messenger RNA of Mugil cephalus (flathead mullet), 4104 nucleotides long. It is a transcript of the gene six4a, whose product is annotated as SIX homeobox 4a. Gene Ontology annotation, molecular function: RNA polymerase II cis-regulatory region sequence-specific DNA binding; DNA-binding transcription factor activity, RNA polymerase II-specific. Gene Ontology annotation, cellular component: transcription regulator complex; nucleus. The transcript has 3 exons. Gene Ontology annotation, biological process: regulation of transcription by RNA polymerase II. The record is from RefSeq and is a predicted model, not a curated record. Bases 301 to 2343 code for a protein of 680 amino acids. NCBI's taxonomy places the organism in Eukaryota, Metazoa, Chordata, Actinopteri, Mugiliformes, Mugilidae.